AUGAAUGAACAUGUUGAUCCUUCUGUGAAGAAGAGGUCGUUGAGUAAUUACUUGUCGAAUGUGAACCUAAGAAGAGAAGAACUCGAAAAGUUAAAGAAGAGACAAGAUGAAGAGAAACAGCAACUGGCUGUACAACAGGAGCAGUUGAAGCAGGAAGAACAAGAGAGGGAGAAAGAAAGACUUGUUAAAGAACAACGCGAACAAGAAGCCCUGCGAAGAAAGGAAGACCAGCAGAAGAAGACUGUUCCAACUGAACAAGCAGAGAUAAAAGAGAAUGACAUACCGCAACAAGCUGCUGUUAAAGAUAAUGAAAGUAACUUGAGAAGCCUUGAUCUAAAUGUUGAAGAGCGAAGGCGAUCAAUCCCAGGCGAUAAAGUGGGGGACGCUGUAAAUACAUUCAAGGAUCAUAAUAGUCCACAGCCUGGCACAUCAUACAAUGCACAGGAGAUAGAAAAACCCAAGAGUGAGACAAUUUCAAGAGAUGAUUUACAUGCUAUGCUCAAAGAGCCCAAGAUACGACGCAGUGGUGUUGUUGCUGGAGACAACUGCGAGGAUGAAGGAGCGAUCGAUAAAGAACCCAAGAAAGAAGAGCUCAGUGAAGAGGAGAUAGCCAGCGAUGCACCUACCGAGCCUGCUUCACCUCCGAAACCACGUCGUCGCAGAUUAAUAAGAGGAGACCGACUUUCGUCCUUAUCUCCACGACAUUCAACUUUCGAUAAUGAAUCGGACUCAGAGCUAUCCGACAUAGAUGAGCUUAAAAGCCUAAAGAUUUCCAGCAGCUUUAUACAUGGUGACUCAUCACCGGUGAGAGAUUCCCACGAUAGCAGGCACCGUUACCACCAGCCAUCAUCUCCCCGCUUGGUACGGCGCUCCACAUCCCCAGGACGUGCUAAACACCAUAUUGCGGUUCCCAAAGCGUCGAAACAGAAGAAAGGGAUUUAUAGAGAUGCUGGUGGAAGGACCAGGCUCCAGAUUUCAUGCGACAAAGGCAACUACGAGCAGGCAAAGAAGCUUAUUGAGGAAGAAGGUUACGAUGUGAAUGAUCAAGAUAAUGCCGGAAACACAGCAUUACACGAAGCUGCUCUUAACGGGCACCUUGAUAUCGUCAAGCUAUUGAUCGAGAAUGGCGCUGAUGUCAAUAUGCAAUCGUUUGAAAUGUUCAAAGAUACGCCGCUAAUAGACGCAUCUGCGAAUGGACAUCUUGACGUUGUCAAAUAUCUUUUAUCGCAUGGGGCAGACCCAACAAUAUGCAACGCAAAGGGAUUAACGGCAUUCGAAUCUAUAGAGGAUUCGGAUUUAGAUGAGCAAGAAAGAGAUAUUGUUCACGAAAUAAAGAGAAAUUUGAGAAGUGCAGCAAGAAACUGGAAGGAUGAAAAAGCUGUGCCUGGCGUACUUAACAAGAAGGAUAAACACCUGAAAAAUCAGUCACAGCUUUCCCAGCGAUCAGAAGAGUUAUUGGGCGAUUUUGAGUUCUUUUGGACCGAUAUCACCUCGAGAGCUGGUAAGGAAAAACUCUUCAAGGCAUCGAAAGAAGGCAAGUUAUCCUACGUAGGAGCUUAUCUCGAGAACGGCGGAAAGAUAGAUCUGAAAUCCUUUUUUGAAGCAGUAAAGUUUGGUCACGAAGACAUCGUGAGUUUGUUCCUAGCAUUUGGGGCGCCUGUUAAUGCUGUAUCGAAGAAUGGGACUACUGCGCUCAUCUGUGCUGUCGGAAGAGGUCACGUCGGUACGGUAAAACUUUUAUUGGAAGCCGGUGCGGAUCCAAGUAAGAAGGACAAGAAUGGUCAUACAGCCUCGCAUUACGCUGAAAAUAGUCCAAUGGGUGUUGUAAACACAGAGGAGAUUGAGCUUUUGGAGCAAGCAAUUAAAAAAUCCAGCUCGCAUGUAACCUCAAAGGAAAAGUGUAUUAAGAAAUCGCUUGAGCAAGCACAUGUUGAAGAAAAAACCAUUAUAAACAGGCAAGAAGAUAUCACGGAUAACCACAAGGACCAAGAAGAUGAUGAGAACGUUAUCAGUAUAGCAAGGAAAAGAAGGACAGUGUCUCCUGAUAGAUUAGAAAAUAAAAGGCAAACCCUAUUAAGUGAAAUACUGUCACCUGAGGCAAUAGAACCCAGAGAGGCUGUUAGCCCCCAAAACAUACGCGAUUCAAAGACUAGCGAGACAUCAACACCAGAGCUUGAAAGUGUAAAGAUACCUGAACAAACACCAGAAGAAAAAGAACAGCGAUUGAAAGCAGAGGAAGAGUACAUACAAAGGAGGCUACUGAACAAGAGAAGAAAGGAACAAGAGCUUUUGAGAAAGCUAGCCCUUGAUGAGGAGAAAAGAGAGAAGGAAAGGGCUCAACAAAAAAUUGAGGAGGCCAAGAAACUUCAAGAAAGGGAAAGGUUGAAACAGAUUGAGUUAGAAAAUAAGAACAAGGAAGCGGAACUUGUCAGAAGACGCGAGAUAAGAUCUUUGUAUCCGAUAGGACUGCGACUGGUGGACUUCAAUAACGCCGAUGACUAUCAUGACUACUUGCCAUUAUACUUUGCUCAGGUGGGAGAAGACGGCUCCAAAUACGUUCUCGAUUUACAGGUCUGUGUCAUUUUGAAGGAUACCAACUUUUUAUACAAUGAACACAACAUUCAGAACAAUAUUCCUGUACAAUUGAAACACAAGCGACAACUAUGGAAUAUUAUGAAGUUCAUCUUUUUGAAUGGCGGUAAAAAUGCGUUCGACUGGAACUCCUGCAGCCUACAAGAUAGAAUACAGUUUGAGUUGCAAGAAUACAAAAAAUUUUCGAACUUGCCCCUGCAAUGGAUUAAGCUCCAGGAUAUAUGCAUCAGCGAUGUCUCAAAGAGACAACAGAUAGAGCAAGGCAUAGUACAAAUAGUCCUAACUGACAAUAUCGAUGAAGCAUGGGACAUUCCUACAGCAAAAGAGCUCGCGAUCGAGACCGUACAGCCUCACUUCUUGCCCAAUAAGUUUCAAAAGAGACACACAGUUACACAUAUUUUACAAAACCACAAAACUCAACCAUUGUGGUGA
Torulaspora delbrueckii is the source of this 3024-nucleotide messenger RNA. RefSeq names its product Hos4p (gene HOS4). Lineage: Eukaryota; Fungi; Ascomycota; Saccharomycetes; Saccharomycetales; Saccharomycetaceae. The transcript has a single exon. Gene Ontology annotation, molecular function: protein binding. Gene Ontology annotation, biological process: regulation of barbed-end actin filament capping. Gene Ontology annotation, cellular component: nucleus; cytoplasm. The coding region runs from base 1 to 3024 and encodes 1007 amino acids. The record is from RefSeq and is a predicted model, not a curated record.